This is a messenger RNA of Peronospora matthiolae, 1866 nucleotides long. The record is from the annotation of a GenBank genome assembly. Lineage: Eukaryota; Oomycota; Peronosporomycetes; Peronosporales; Peronosporaceae.
AUGACAACGACGGCCGUGCGCGUCACGACGCCCGAGAUCCGGCUCCACUGCGGCCCCACAGGACUCAACGAGGCCGUGCUAUCGCUGGACUUUCUUCACCUUGACGUGGACAGCGUGUACGGUGCUACUGCCGUCCCGGACAAGCCGCUGCUGGCCACAGGUGGCGCCGAUAAGGAGAUCAAAUUGUGGCGCGUCAGUGAAGACGCAGAUACGAACCGCGCGACGCUUGAGUUCGUCUUCAGUCUCUCUGGUCACGAUCGCAGCGUCAACUGCGUGCGGUUCUCGCCCAAUGGUGCCUACUUAGCGUCCGCCAGCGACGAUACGUCCAUCAUCCUCUGGACGAAGCCCAAGACGGCGGGCGACGAGUGGCGGUGGGACCACAUCUCGUCGCUUAGUGACGUGGGACGCACGAUCCUCUCGCUGGGCCACAAAGGGGACAUCACGGACCUGUCGUGGGCACCAGACUCGGCUUUUCUCUGCUCGACUUCAGUCGACAAUCGCUGCGUGAUUUGGGACGUGGAGAAAGGAGACGUGGCCGAGCGACGCAAAGACCACACGCAGUACGUCCAGGGAGUCGCGUGGGACCCGCUUAAUGAGUUUCUCGUGACGGAAAGCAACGAUCGCACGUGUCGAGUUUAUUCGCUCAGUGGCUUUGGCGCGGCCACGCAGCCAGAUGGGAAGAAACAGCGGCGCAAGUUUGUUGGCAUCCAGACGUUGAAGACACGUGAAUUCGCGGCACCAGGGAGUGGAUCUUUUACUGUGAUAGCAAAGGGAGGUGGCAAAGAAGGCAAGGAUAUUGUGAAGAAUGUGGAGGACGCUGAAGGGACUCUUGCAAUCACAGGAGAUUCACCGACACCGCCGAAAGCGCUGGCGGCGCAGAAGCACCGGAUGUUCCUAGAUGAUACGUGCCCUGCGUUCUCUCGUCGGCCUACGUGGACACCAGACGGAAGCUACUUCUUGGCACCAACUGGAACGUUUCGAGCGAGCGACUCGUCGUCUUCGGUGAACACCGUGUAUGCGUUCUCGCGAGGCAACUUAAGUCAGCCGACGCUACACCUUCCUGGCCAAAAGAAGGCGUCGCUUGGUGUUCGCUGUAGCCCUCUGCUCUACGAAUUGCGGCGUCAAAAUGAUCAGGCAGGAAGUUUGCCUUUGCCCAACUUUUUCAAGACGGAAUACCGCUCUGUAUUUGCUGUCCUUACUCUUGAUGCUGUAAUCAUCUACGACACUCAACAAUCUCAUCCGAUAUGUACGAUAAAAGGACUCCACUACGCAGAUUUAACGGACGCAACCUGGACAGCCGACGGUCAGACGCUGAGCAUUUCGUCUACAGACGGCUACCUGUCGAUCAUUCAGUUUGCAGAUGGUUUCUUCGGGACCAGUCUUCCUCGCGCAGAUCAAGUUGCAUUGAACAAGACCAAGAUGUGUCGAAUGUUUGCAACGCCAAAGAAGGUGCGCAAGAAAGCUAGGAGUCAGGUUUUGACGCAGACUACGUCAAAGGAGCUGACGCCAGCGAAACCCUCGCUCACGAAGUCGAGACCACAGCAGGUGUCAGACCCCAUUACACGUGCCUACCAGAAGUUGGAGGGGAGCACUGCUGCCAACCCCGUCAAUCUACUGCAGGUAAGAAAGAAGCGCAAGUCGUCACCGGCGCUGGUGCCAGCUGCAGCAAUGUCCGUGACAGUGGCAAGCAGUACCUCGGCGACCAGCACGCCGUUGUCAUCUAAUGCUCCAGUACGUAGCACAGAGUCGGCAGUUGGAGACGAGAUCGGUCCCUUCUCCGAGCCCGUUCCCCUUGAAACAGAGCUGACCGAAACUCAACCGACCGAAGGACACACUCGUGGCGGCAAUACGGUCGACGACCGUUAG